Messenger RNA from Equus caballus (horse), 10167 nucleotides. RefSeq names its product huntingtin (gene HTT). The record is from RefSeq and is a predicted model, not a curated record. Lineage: Eukaryota; Metazoa; Chordata; Mammalia; Perissodactyla; Equidae. Gene Ontology annotation, biological process: microtubule-based transport. Gene Ontology annotation, cellular component: cytoplasm; nucleus.
GCAGGACCGCAGGGGCUGCCGGGACGGGCCCAAGAUGGCCGAGCACCUGGGUUCCGCUUCUGCCCGCGGCCCGGAGCCUCAUUCAUUGCCGCGCUGCUGAGCGGCGCCGCGAGCCGGCCCGAGGGCUCCGGGGACUGUCCCCGCGGGGCAGGAGGCCGCCAUGGCGACCCUGGAAAAGCUGAUGAAGGCCUUCGAGUCCCUCAAGUCCUUCCAGCAGCAGCAGCAGCAGCCGCCGCCGCCACCUCAGCCCCCUCAGCCGCCGCCGCAGGCGCAGCCGCCGCCGCCUCAGCAGCAGCCGCCGCCGCCGCCGCCCCCGCCGCCGCCCGGCCCGGCCGCGGCCGAGGAGCCGCUGCAUCGACCAAAGAAAGAACUCUCAGCCACCAAGAAAGACCGUGUGAAUCAUUGUCUGACAAUAUGUGAAAACAUAGUGGCGCAGUCUCUCAGAAAUUCUCCAGAAUUUCAGAAACUUCUGGGCAUCGCUAUGGAACUUUUUCUGCUGUGCAGUGAUGACGCAGAGUCAGAUGUCAGGAUGGUGGCUGACGAAUGCCUCAACAAAGUCAUAAAAGCUUUGAUGGAUUCUAAUCUUCCAAGGUUACAGUUAGAACUCUAUAAGGAAAUUAAAAAGAACGGUGCUCCUCGGAGCCUGCGUGCUGCCCUGUGGAGGUUUGCUGAGCUGGCUCACCUAGUUCGGCCUCAGAAAUGCAGGCCUUACUUGGUAAACCUUUUGCCUUGCCUGACUCGAACAAGCAAAAGACCUGAGGAAUCUGUUCAGGAGACCUUGGCUACAGCUAUACCCAAAAUUAUGGCUUCUUUUGGGAAUUUUGCAAAUGACAAUGAAAUUAAGGUUCUGUUAAAGGCUUUCAUAGCAAAUCUGAAGUCAAGCUCCCCUACCAUUCGGCGGACAGCAGCUGGCUCAGCAGUGAGCAUCUGUCAGCACUCAAGAAGGACGCAGUAUUUUUAUACCUGGCUACUAAAUGUACUCUUAGGUUUGCUAGUUCCUGUCGAGGAUGAACACUCCACCCUCCUGAUUCUUGGAGUGCUGCUCACAUUGCGGUAUUUGGUGCCAUUGCUACAGCAGCAGGUCAAGGACACAAGCCUGAAAGGCAGCUUUGGGGUGACACGGAAAGAAAUGGAAGUCUCUCCCUCGACAGAGCAGCUUGUCCAGGUUUACGAAUUGACCUUGCGUUAUACUCAGCACCAAGACCACAAUGUGGUGACUGGAGCAUUAGAACUCCUGCAGCAGCUCUUCAGAACCCCUCCUCCGGAGCUCCUGCAAGCUCUGACCACGGCAGGUGGCCUUGGGCGGCUCGCUGCGGCUAAAGAUGAGCCCAGUUGCCGAAGUCGUAGCGGGAGUAUUGUGGAACUUAUAGCCGGAGGGGGUUCUUCAUGCAGCCCUGUCCUUUCAAGAAAACAAAAAGGGAAAGUGCUCUUGGGAGAAGCAGCAGCCUUGGAGGAGGACUCUGAGUCAAGGUCUGACAGCAGCAGCCCAGCCUUUGCAGCCUCAGUCAAGGGUGAGAUUGGUGGUGAGCUGGCUGCCUCUUCAGGGGUCUCCACUCCUGGCUCUGCUAGCUCAGCCGCUGACUCUGCGGGUCACGACAUUAUCACCGAGCAGCCCCGGUCACAGCAUACACUGCAGCCAGACUCAGUGGAUCUGACUGGCUGUGACUUGACGAGCGCUGCCACCGAUGGGGAUGAGGAGGACAUCUUGAGCCACAGCUCCAGCCAGAUCAGCGCUGUCCCGUCUGAUCCUGCCAUGGACUUGAAUGAUGGGACGCAGGCAUCCUCGCCCAUCAGUGACAGCUCACAAACCACCACUGAAGGGCCGGAUUCGGCCGUGACCCCUUCGGACAGUUCUGAAAUUGUGUUAGAUGGUCCUGAUGGCCAGUAUUCGGGGAUGCAGAUCGGACAGCCGCGGGACGAGGGUGAGGAGGCCGCAGGUCUUCUUCCCGAUGAAGACGUGGAUGCUUUCACAGACUCCGCAGUUGCCCUUCAACAAGCACAUUUGUUGGAAAGGCUGGGCCACAGCAGGCAGCCCUCUGACAGCAGUAUAGAUAAAUUUGUCUCAAGAGAUGAAGCUACUGAACCAGGAGAUCAAGAAAACAAGCCUUGCCGGAUCAAAGGAGACAUAGGACGAUCUGCUGAUGAUGAUUCUGCUCCUCUCAUCCACUGUGUCCGCCUUUUGUCUGCUUCGUUUUUGCUAACUGGGGAAAAAAAUGCCUUAGUCCCGGACAGGGACGUGAGGGUCAGUGUGAAGGCGCUGGCCCUCAGCUGUGUGGGAGCUGCUGUGGCCCUUCAUCCAGAAUCUUUCUUCAGCAAACUUUAUAAAGUACCUCUUGAAACCACGGAAUACCCUGAGGAGCAGUAUGUCUCAGACGUCUUGAACUACAUUGACCAUGGAGAUCCGCAGGUCAGAGGAGCCACAGCCAUUCUCUGUGGGACCCUUGUCUACUCCAUCCUCAGCAGGUCCCGCUUCCAUGUGGGAGACUGGGUGGCCACCGUUAGAACACUGACAGGAAAUACGUUUUCUCUGGUGGACUGCAUUCCUUUGCUGCAGAAAACUUUGAAGGAUGAAUCUUCUGUUACUUGCAAGUUGGCUUGUACAGCUGUGAGGCACUGCGUCAUGAGUCUUUGUAGCAGCAGCUAUAGUGAAUUCGGAUUGCAGCUGAUCACUGAUGUGCUGACUCUGAGGAAUAGUUCCUAUUGGCUGGUGAGGACAGAGCUUUUGGAAACUCUUGCAGAGAUCGACUUUAGGUUGGUGAGCUUUUUGGAGGCAAAAGCGGAAAACAUACACAGAGGGGCUCAUCAUUACACAGGGCGGUUAAAACUGCAAGAACGAGUGCUCAAUAAUGUUGUCAUCUAUUUGCUUGGGGAUGAAGACCCCAGGGUGCGACAUGUUGCUGCAGCUUCAUUAAUGAGGCUUGUCCCAAAGCUGUUUUAUAAAUGUGACCAAGGACAAGCUGAUCCAGUAGUGGCUGUGGCAAGAGAUCAAAGCAGUGUUUACCUGAAACUUCUCAUGCAUGAGACGCAGCCUCCAUCUCACUUCUCCGUCAGCACGAUAACCAGAAUAUAUAGAGGCUAUAACUUACUACCAAGCAUAACAGAUGUCACUAUGGAAAAUAACCUCUCGAGAGUUAUUGCAGCGGUUUCUCAUGAACUAAUCACAUCAACCACGCGAGCGCUCACAUUUGGAUGCUGUGAAGCUCUGUGUCUUCUUUCAACUGCCUUUCCAGUUUGCGUUUGGAGUUUGGGGUGGCACUGUGGAGUGCCCCCUCUGAGUGCCUCAGAUGAGGCCAGAAAGAGCUGUACUGUUGGGAUGGCCACGAUGAUCCUUACCCUGCUGUCGUCAGCGUGGUUCCCGUUGGAUCUCUCAGCCCAUCAAGAUGCUUUGAUUUUGGCUGGAAACUUGCUUGCAGCCAGUGCCCCCAAAUCUCUAAGAAGUUCAUGGACCUCUGAAGAAGAGGCCAACCCAGCAGCCACCAAACAGGAAGAGAUCUGGCCAGCUCUGGGUGACCGGACCCUAGUGCCCAUGGUUGAGCAGCUCUUCUCCCACCUGCUGAAGGUGAUUAAUAUCUGUGCACAUGUCUUGGAUGAUGUGGCUCCUGGACCAGCAAUAAAGGCAGCCUUGCCAUCUCUAACAAACCCCCCUUCUCUAAGUCCAAUCCGACGAAAGGGAAAGGAAAAAGAACCGGGAGAGCAGGCUUCUGUACCAUUGAGUCCCAAGAAAGGCAAUGAAGCCAGUCCAGCUUCUCGACAAUCUGAUACCUCAGGGCCUGUUCCAGCAAAUAAAUCCUCAUCACUGGGAAGUUUCUAUCAUCUUCCUUCAUACCUCAAAUUGCAUGAUGUCCUGAAAGCUACUCAUGCUAACUACAAGGUCACCUUGGAUCUUCAGAACAGCACUGAAAAGUUUGGGGGAUUUCUGCGCUCUGCCUUGGACGUUCUCUCUCAGAUUCUAGAAUUGGCAACACUGCAGGACAUUGGGAAGUGUGUUGAAGAGAUUCUGGGAUAUCUGAAAUCCUGCUUCAGUCGAGAACCAAUGAUGGCAACUGUUUGUGUUCAACAGUUGUUGAAGACUCUCUUUGGGACAAACUUAGCCUCCCAGUUUGAUGGCUUGUCUUCCAACCCCAGCAAGUCUCAAGGCCGAGCACAGCGCCUUGGCUCUUCCAGCGUGAGGCCAGGCUUGUACCACUACUGCUUCAUGGCUCCAUACACCCACUUCACCCAGGCCUUAGCCGACGCCAGCCUGAGGAACAUGGUGCAGGCGGAGCAGGAUCACGACACCUCAGGGUGGUUUGAUGUACUCCAGAAAGUGUCUACCCAACUGAAGACAAACCUCACGAGCGUCACAAAGAACCGUGCAGAUAAGAAUGCUAUUCAUAAUCACAUUCGUUUAUUUGAGCCUCUUGUUAUAAAAGCUUUAAAACAGUACACUACAACAACAUCUGUACAGUUACAGAAGCAGGUUUUGGAUUUACUGGCACAGCUGGUUCAGUUACGGGUUAAUUACUGUCUUCUGGAUUCAGAUCAGGUGUUUAUUGGAUUUGUGCUGAAGCAGUUUGAAUACAUUGAAGUGGGCCAGUUCAGGGAAUCAGAGGCAAUUAUCCCAAACAUCUUUUUCUUCCUGGUAUUACUAUCUUAUGAACGCUAUCAUUCAAAACAGAUCAUCGGAAUUCCCAAAAUCAUUCAGCUCUGUGAUGGCAUCAUGGCCAGUGGGAGGAAGGCUGUGACACAUGCCAUACCAGCUCUGCAGCCCAUAGUCCAUGACCUCUUCGUAUUAAGAGGAACCAAUAAAGCUGAUGCAGGAAAAGAGCUUGAAACCCAAAAAGAGGUGGUGGUGUCAAUGUUACUGAGACUCAUCCAGUACCAUCAGGUGUUGGAGAUGUUUAUUCUAGUCUUGCAGCAGUGCCACAAGGAGAACGAAGACAAGUGGAAACGGCUGUCUCGACAGAUAGCCGACAUCAUCCUCCCGAUGUUAGCCAAACAACAGAUGCACAUUGAUUCUCACGAGGCCCUUGGAGUGCUGAACACUUUAUUUGAGAUCCUGGCCCCUUCCUCCCUGCGCCCCGUGGACAUGCUGUUACGGAGUAUGUUUGUCACUCCAGAUACAAUGGCAUCUGUCAGCACUGUUCAACUGUGGAUAUCAGGAAUCCUAGCCAUUUUGAGAGUUCUAAUUUCCCAGUCAACUGAAGAUAUUGUCCUUUCUCGUAUUCAGGAGCUUUCCUUCUCUCCAUAUUUAAUCUCCUGUCCAAUAAUUAAUAGAUUAAGAGAUGGGGACAGUAAUUCAACACCAGAAGAACAAGGUGAAGGGAGACAAGUGAAGAAUUUACCAGAAGAAACAUUUUCAAGGUUUCUACUACAACUGGUUGGCAUUCUUUUAGAGGACAUUGUUACAAAACAGCUAAAAGUGGAAAUGAGUGAGCAGCAACAUACCUUCUAUUGCCAAGAACUAGGCACGCUGCUGAUGUGUCUGAUCCACAUCUUCAAGUCUGGAAUGUUCCGGAGAAUCACAGCAGCUGCCUCUAGACUCUUCACUGCUGACGGCGCCGAUAGCAGUUUCUACGGCCUGGAGAGCUUGAAUGCGCGGGUGCGCUCCAUGGUCCCCACACACCCGGCCCUGGUGCUGCUCUGGUGUCAGAUCCUGCUGCUUGUCAGCCACACUGACUACCGCUGGUGGGCAGAGGUGCAGCAGACCCCCAAACGACGCAGUCUGUCCAGCACAAAGUCCCUCUGUCCCCAGAUGUCUGGAGAGGAGGAGGAUUCUGAUUUGGCAGCCAAACUUGGAAUGUGCAAUAGAGAAAUAGUACGAAGAGGAGCUCUCAUUCUCUUCUGCGAUUAUGUUUGCCAGAACCUGCAUGACUCAGAGCACUUAGCGUGGCUCCUUGUGAACCACGUUCAGGAUCUGAUCGGUCUGUCCCAUGAGCCUCCCGUGCAGGAUUUCAUUAGUGCGGUUCAUCGGAAUUCUGCUGCCAGCGGCCUCUUCAUCCAGGCCAUUCAGUCUCGUUGUGAAAAUCUUUCCACUCCCACCACUCUGAAGAAAACUCUUCAGUGUUUGGAAGGGAUCCACCUCAGCCAGUCGGGUGCUGUGCUGAUGCUGUAUGUGGACAAGCUUUUGUGUACUCCGCUCCGUGUGCUGGCUCGCAUGGUUGACACCCUUGCUUGUCGCCGGGUAGAAAUGCUUUUGGCUGCAAAUUUACAGAGCAAUAUGGCCCAGCUGCCAGUGGAAGAACUCAACAGAAUCCAGGAAUACCUUCAGAACAGUGGGUUAGCCCAGAGACACCAAAGGCUCUACUCCCUGCUGGACAGGCUUCGUCUCGCCACUGCACCAGGAUCAUGUGGCCCUUCUCCUCCGGUCACAUCCCACCCGCUGGACGGGGAUGGACCCCUGGCUCUGGAGACAGUUAAUCCAGACAAAGACUGGUACAUACGCCUAGUCAAAUCCCAGUGCUGGACUAGGUCAGAUUCCGCACUGCUGGAAGGGGCAGAGCUGGUGAAUCGGCUUCCUCCCGGGGACAUGAGUGCAUUCAUGAUGAACUCGGAGUUCAACUUAAGCCUCUUAGCCCCAUGCUUGGGCCUGGGCAUGCGUGAAAUUUCUGGAGGCCAGAAGAGUCCCCUAUUUGAAGCUGCUCGAGUGGUAACUCUGGACCGUGUGACCAGCAUGGUUCAGCAGCUGCCUGCUGUCCAUCAAGUUUUCCAACCAUUCCUACCCGUGGAGCCCAGUACCUACUGGGGCAAAGUGAAUGAUCUAUUUGGGGAUGCUGUAUUGUAUCGGUCUCUGACCACUCUGGCCCGAGCACUGGCCCAGUACCUGCUGGUGUUCUCCAAACUGCCCAGCCACUUGCACCUUCCUCCUGAGAAGGAGAAGGACACUGUGAAGUUUGUGGUCAUGACACUCGAGGCCCUGUCAUGGCAUUUGAUGCACGAGCAGAUCCCGCUGAGUCUGGAUCUCCAGGCGGGCCUGGACUGCUGCUGCCUGGCUCUGCAGCUGCCUGGCCUCUGGAGUGUGCUCUCCUCCCCAGAGAUGGUGACCCACGCCUGCUCCCUCAUUCACUGUGUCCGGUUCCUCCUGGAAGCCAUUGUGGUGCAGCCUGGGGACCAGCUUCUUAGUCCAGAAAGAAGGACGAACACCCCAAAGGCUGCCAGAGAGGAUGAAGUAGAUUCAAAUACACUAAACCCUAAGUAUAUCACUGCAGCCUGUGGGAUGGUGGCAGAAAUGGUGGAGUCUUUGCCAUCCGUGUUGGCCUUGGGUCAUAAAAGGAAUAGCAGCACUCCAGCCUUUCUCACGUCGGUGCUCAAGAACAUCAUCAUCAGCCUGGCUCGCUUACCCCUCGUCAACAGCUACACACGCGUCCCUCCCCUGGUGUGGAAACUUGGAUGGGCACCCAAACCAGGAGGGGAUUUUGGCACAGCGUUCCCCGAGAUCCCCGUGGAGUUCCUCCAGGAAAAGGAAGUCUUCAAAGAGUUCAUCUACCGCAUCAAUGCGCUAGGGUGGACCAGCCGUACCCAGUUUGAGGAAACGUGGGCCACCCUCCUUGGUGUCCUGGUGACUCAGCCACUCGUGAUGGAACAGGAGGAGAGCCCACCAGAAGAAGAUACAGAGAGGACUCAGAUCAAUGUCCUGGCCGUGCAGGCCAUCACCUCCCUGGUGCUGAGUGCGAUGACUGUGCCCGUGGCCGGCAACCCAGCUGUGAGCUGCUUGGAGCAGCAGCCCCGGAACAAGCCCCUGAAGGCUCUCGACACCAGGUUUGGGAGGAAGUUGAGCAUUAUCAGAGGAAUUGUAGAGCAGGAAAUUCAAGCUAUGGUUUCAAAGAGAGAGAAUAUUGCCACUCAUCAUUUAUAUCAAGCGUGGGACCCUGUCCCUUCUCUGUCUCCAGCUACUACAGGUGCCCUCAUCAGCCAUGACAAACUUCUGCUGCAGAUCAACCCCGAGCGGGAGCUGGGGAACAUGAGCUAUAAGCUCGGCCAGGUGUCAAUCCACUCUGUGUGGCUGGGGAACAGCAUCACACCCCUGAGAGAGGAGGAGUGGGACGAGGAGGAGGAGGAGGAGGCUGAUGUCCCUGCACCUUCGUCAGCACCCACAUCUCCAGUCAACUCCAGGAAACACCGGGCUGGGGUUGAUAUCCACUCCUGUUCGCAGUUUUUGCUUGAAUUGUACAGUCGCUGGAUCCUGCCGUCCAGUUCAGCCAGAAGGACCCCUAUUAUCCUGAUCAGUGAAGUGGUUCGAUCUCUUCUGGUGGUCUCAGACUUGUUCACUGAGCGCAGCCAGUUUGAGAUGAUGUACCUGACACUGACAGAGCUGCGGAGGGUGCACCCUUCAGAAGACGAGAUUCUCGUUCAGUACCUGGUGCCUGCCACCUGUAAGGCAGCUGCCGUCCUCGGAAUGGACAAGGCCGUGGCAGAGCCAGUCAGCCGCCUGCUGGAGAGCACGCUCAGGAGCAGCCAUCUGCCCAGCAAGAUUGGGGCCCUACAUGGCGUUCUGUACGUGCUGGAGUGUGACCUCCUGGAUGACACCGCAAAACAGCUCAUCCCAGUCAUCAGUGACUAUCUCCUCUCCAACCUCAAAGGAGUAGCCCACUGUGUGAACAUUCACAGUCAACAGCAUGUGCUGGUGAUGUGUGCUACCGCCUUCUACCUGAUUGAGAACUAUCCUCUGGAUGUAGGGCCAGAAUUCUCUGCAUCAAUAAUACAGAUGUGUGGGGUGAUGCUGUCUGGAAGUGAGGAGUCCACUCCAUCCAUCAUUUACCACUGCGUCCUGAGGGGCCUGGAGCGCCUCCUGCUCUCCGAGCAGCUCUCCCGGCUGGACGCAGAAUCCCUGGUCAAGCUGAGUGUGGACAGAGUGAACGUACACAGCCCACACCGGGCCAUGGCGGCCCUGGGCCUGAUGCUCACCUGCAUGUACACAGGAAAGGAGAAAAUCAGUCCAGGCAGAACCUCGGACCCCAGCCCUGCUGCCCCAGACAGCGAGUCAGUGAUUGUGGCUAUGGAACGCGUGUCUGUUCUUUUCGAUAGGAUCAGGAAAGGGUUUCCUUGUGAAGCCAGAGUGGUGGCGCGAAUCCUUCCUCAGUUUUUAGAUGACUUCUUCCCGCCCCAGGACGUCAUGAACAAAGUCAUUGGAGAGUUUCUGUCCAACCAGCAGCCAUACCCGCAGUUCAUGGCCACUGUAGUAUACAAGGUUUUCCAGACUUUGCACAGCACGGGGCAGUCGUCCAUGGUCCGGGACUGGGUCAUGCUGUCUCUCUCCAACUUCACGCAGAGGGCCCCGGUUGCCAUGGCCGUGUGGAGUCUCUCCUGCUUCUUCGUCAGUGCUUCCACCAGCCCGUGGGUUUCAGCAGUCCUUCCACACGUCAUCAGCAGGAUGGGCAAGCUGGAGCAAGUGGACGUUAACCUCUUCUGCCUGGUGGCCACAGACUUUUACAGACACCAAAUAGAGGAGGAGCUGGACCGCAGGGCCUUUCAGUCCGUGUUUGAGGUGGUUGCGGCACCAGGAAACCCGUACCACCAACUGCUGACUUGUUUGCGGAAUGUCCACAAGGUCUCCACGUGCUGAGCGCCCACCUGGUGUGGCAGUGAGGCAGCACUGGACCCAGGGCCCUGUCUGUGCUGGGGGCACUGGGCACCCCAGGCUGCCCUCACUUUGCCCCAUUGGGGAGCCAGGCAGUGUCCCUCCCAGCCGCGUGGCAGAAGCACUCUGUUGCAGAGAAUAUAUGCAGUACUGUUCGGGGUUGAGCCUGAGUCCUCACAGGAAGCAAGAGCAGCUGCGUUGCGAACCCUUCGUGCUAUAGCUAGUAUUAAAUGCCAGCUAACCAGGUGUUUAUCUUCCUCCUGAUGUUGUCACCAGGUGACAGCUGCUCUUGCAUCUGGGACAGAAGUUAAGUCCUCUGCUCUCGCAGGUUGGCCACUAGCCCCCUCUGGUGUCCAGUAGGCAGAAGGCAGUGCCAUCAGGCUUUAGAGAGCAUUCCCCCAAGGCUCCGCAGUGAGGCUCAGGAAGCCUGGGGCUCGUGGUCCUGCUCCUAGCAGGAUGUGCUUGUGGUACCUGGCAUCUGGACUGAACGUAGUGGCGUGCGCUCGGUGGAGUGGCUGGGAGCACGACACCCAGCACCAUGCUUCCCUUUCUCUGUUUCUUCUCAGGAUUUAAAAUUUAAUUCUAUCAGUAAAGAGAUUAAUUUUAAGGUA